AUGGAUGGUGGACAACUAUGUAUAGUGAAUCAGAUGGAAAGCCAGUCACGCCUCAAUGAGACUUGUCCCGAUAAACCUGAUUUCGUUCCUUUGGAAUGGUAUAAUGUUGCAAUUGCAUCAAUCUUUAUCGUGGUGAACGGAGCUAUUUCGAUCGUUCUUGGGUUGCAGCUCGAGAAAUCGUUGUUCGUAGCUGCCAUUCGAUGUCUUGUGCAACUAACCAUUAUGGGGUUAGUCCUCGCGGACGUAUUUGGGGCAAGAAAUCCCGUUUUUGUCCUUGGACUAGCGCUGACACUUAUUCUCCUAGGCACUAACGAAAUUGUCUAUAGUAAAUGCAGAAAGAGAUAUAAUGGAAUGUUCUUAUCGGGUUUCUUCUCGCUAGGAGUAAGUACGAUGAUUGUUGGUAUAUUAGGUACAAAAUUUGCAAUGGAGGAAGAUCCGUUCUGGGAACCGUACAAGUUUGUUCCUACCAUGGGAAUGCUUAUAGGGAACACAAUGUCUGGAAUAGCCGUUGGCCUGUCAUUCAUUCUCGACCAAUUGAGCGAACAGCGAGAAAAGAUCGAGACCUACUUGUCAUUUGGAGCCACUAGAUGGGAGGCUAUUCGUCCAGUCGCUGUUGAAGCAACAAGACUUGCAAUGUUACCAACAAUAAAUCAAAUGAGUGUGAUUGGGCUGAUUUCUAUUCCAGGAAUGAUGACUGGUCAGAUUAUAGGCGGUGCUCCGAUCAUGGAUGCCGUUAAAUACCAACAGAUUAUAGUUUUCAUGAUAAGCGCGGCAGUUGCACUUGGUGUCUUGUCGGCUAUACUUAUUACCGCGUUUACAUGUGUUGAUGCGUCUCACCGAUUGCGUACCGAGCGCAUAACUACCGAUAUGCCUUGGAUAUACGAACAAUUUCGUCGGCUUGGACGUGUCAUUAAGGGAUUUUUCGUAAGGACACGGGCUGCAGUUUGGUAUUGUUGCUGUGGUUGGAGACGGAACAUUGAUUAUAAUGAAGAGCAUGAAAGCAUGUUGAAUCAACAUUAG
This is a messenger RNA of Paraglomus brasilianum, 1020 nucleotides long. The record is from the annotation of a GenBank genome assembly. NCBI's taxonomy places the organism in Eukaryota, Fungi, Glomeromycota, Glomeromycetes, Paraglomerales, Paraglomeraceae.